Molecule: messenger RNA, 1575 nt
Organism: Pediculus humanus corporis (human body louse)
Lineage: Eukaryota; Metazoa; Arthropoda; Insecta; Psocodea; Pediculidae
Exons: 4
Coding region: 1-1575 (524 amino acids)
Cellular component (GO): catalytic step 2 spliceosome
Molecular function (GO): RNA binding
Source: RefSeq, a predicted model, not a curated record
AUGAUUAAAGCAAGCUCUAAUUCAACAGAAUCAAUGUGUUCAAUAGUUUUAGAACAAAAUUUAUUAAAUAAUCAAAACAUUGUAGGCAAUAAUAAUGAAGAAAAAAUUAAGGUAAAUAAUGAUAAUUGUACCUCAUCACCUGAUAAUCCAGAAACUAUAGAUCUUUCACCCGAAGAAACAUCUGUUAUUGAUAUGGAGAUUGAUUCUGAAGAAGAAUUUGAGAGACAAAAUUCAGAAAAAAUAGAUCCUUUUGUUACUAUAACAUUCCGGGAUCAACCCGCAGAAAAAUUACUUAAAUCAUCAUUAAUUAAAUUUUUAUCCCAAAAAGUAGAAGAAUGUUCAUUUGUCACAAAUAAAGAAAAUAGUUUAGAACUUAAAGUAUAUGAAAAAAAAGCUGUAAAGUUAUUAAAAAAUGAUAUAUUGAGCUUUGAUUUAGAUACAACUCCAACUCAUGGUAAAUAUUGUGAGGUUCCAAAAUAUGGUAAAAAUAACAAUUUUGGUUUAUAUGGGAAAAAUUUAAAUUCUGAUGAUAAUGAAAAAAACUUAAAUGCUCCCAAAGUGGCUUGCUUUAAUUGCUUAGGAAAACAUCCUUUAAAGGAUUGUGUAGAAGUUAAGGAUUUUCGUACAAUUAAUAAAAAUCGUUUAGAGUUUUUAAAUAAAGCCAAAGCUAACAAAGCUGCUAAUCCUAAGCCCAGUCGUUAUCACUUAGAUUCGGUUCAAAAAUAUAGUGGAAUAGUGCCUGGAGUAUUUAGUAAAAAAUUGAGAGCUGCUCUUAAUUUACAUAGGGAUCAACAACCUUGUUUUAUUUAUCGAAUGAGACUCUUAGGUUAUCCUCCUGCUUGGCUUGAAGAAGCCAAAGUUUCACAUUCUGGUGUUGCUAUGUAUGAUAAUACAGGUGUUCCAACCUUAGAUGAUGAUGAAGAAGAUGAAGAAGAAGGAGAGAUUUUAUCUGAAAGGUGUAGAGAUAAAUUUGACAUAAGCAAAAUAAUCGAGUUUCCAGGGUUCAAUGUUCCACUCCCUAAUAAUUUUAUAGAUGAAGCAAAAUUAUAUGGUUGUCCAGACAUAUCAGAAGAACAAAGUAAACAAAAUCUAAUUAAAAUGCUUGAGCCGAAUACAGUGCAAGCAUAUGUUAAAAAAACUCUAAACACAUCUAAACCUGAUGAGCAAAUAAAAAAAACUGCGAAAAGACUUCUUUCACCUACGAUUGAAGAAAUGGAAGAAAAAAAAAGACAAUUGUUAAUGGAAUUAGAUGAUGAAGAUUUAGCAUCACCCAUAAAAACAAACAUGGAAGAAACAAUGACAAUGACGACAACAACAACAACAAUAAGUUAUCAAAUAGAAUCGAAAAUGGAUAAAAAUAACGAACCAGGAAGUGUUAAAAACAUUGAAUUUGGUACACCCAUAUUAAAAAGUGUAUCGCCAUUUUCUAAACUUCCUUCUCGUGAACUUUUUUCAGUUAAUGUUAGUGACAUAAUUAAUUUUGAAAAUCUCCCAAAUUCAACGGGUAAAUAUGAAAAUAUAAGGCACGUUAUAUCAAAAAUCAGAAAAGUGGCAUCGAAAAGAAAAACUAAAUAA